Stegastes partitus (bicolor damselfish) is the source of this 8094-nucleotide messenger RNA. It is a transcript of the gene grk3, whose product is annotated as G protein-coupled receptor kinase 3. The transcript has 21 exons. The record is from RefSeq and is a predicted model, not a curated record. Gene Ontology annotation, molecular function: G protein-coupled receptor binding; ATP binding; G protein-coupled receptor kinase activity. Gene Ontology annotation, biological process: protein phosphorylation; regulation of signal transduction; G protein-coupled receptor signaling pathway. Bases 2000 to 4066 code for a protein of 688 amino acids. NCBI's taxonomy places the organism in Eukaryota, Metazoa, Chordata, Actinopteri, Pomacentridae.
CUCCCCGCCGCAGUGGGAGGAAGUCGGACCACAAAGCAAGCAGAGCCACCGUGCUAGCAAAAAACAAAAAACACAGAAAAACACUUCGAAGGGGGGACUUCAGCGUAACAUGUGCUAUAUCGGAGCUGAAAACGCUUAGUCGAAAGCAGCGGACUGGCAGCACACGGCCCCGGAGGCAGCGCACGGACACUCGGCUGAAAGUAGCCGAGUGUGGGCUCCCCCAGCGCGGAAAGCCUGGUAGGCAGGAGACAGUUAGGGCUGGCGCGGAGCACGACGACCUGCUUGGGUUUUUUUUUUUUUUUAAUUCCGCCUCCAGCAGGGUGUCGUGUUAGUUUUUUAACAUCUACCCAGCGUGGUUUCAAUUGCCCCUCUGGCCUCGCCGCCGCCUUGUCGGUUAACCGCAGUUUACGGACGAAAAGUUACCAUUUAACGAGCGAACUACCAGGCGAUCCUCAUCCCAGCGCUCCCUCCCCCUCCUCCGCCAUCAAGCGUCACCGUCAGCCUACAGUCGGUAGCUCAAAGCUGGGUCUCCAGGAGAGGAGAGGAGAGGAGCGGAGAGGAGAGAAGAGGAGGAGUCACUCUCCUCUGAAUGAUAACUGAGCAAGCAGCCAUGGAUUAUUUUUAUUUCUGUUUUUGAGUCCGGCGGACGGUUGAAGACUGAUUCUCGGAAACGCUGCGAGACUUCCCCAAUAGGAGUCGCAGCCGUUAGCUUGAAUUCGAGCCAGUGUUGGUGCUCGGCUAGUGUUUGUGACUGCAACCAGGCUCGUUUUACUGAAAAAUCCGAUUUAAAACAAUCGAAAUUGUACUAUUGUAGCGUGUUUACCCACUCUGGCGCUUAUUAGCCUUCGAGCUAGCAGGUUUGCUCUCGCUAGCUAGCGCGGUGGCUAACUAGCCGACAAAUAUCGAUAUCGCCCAGCAGGCUAAAACUAGUUAGCCCUCUCUCGGACGAUUUGGCUGCUGAUUAGUUAAAUACAGCCUAUCUCCUGGACUGGAUUAGGUGUUAAACCUAUUAAGGUUGCUGUAUUUUGUUUUUACUUGUAUGUGUGUGUGUGUCUGUGUGUGUGUGUGAUUAAUGACAGGAAAGGAAGGCAGCCAGCAGCAUAAACAGCAGAGGUGUGUGGAUUUUACGGAGUCCUGGCUCAUCUUGUGGUUUUAUUUGUGCCAAAACGCGGCUGUCAGGGAGAUUUGCAUUUCUCUGGUGCACCAGCCAUCGAGGACAGCGAGCCACGGCACCCCGAUGGUGUACAUCUCAACCUGUCCACCCCACCAGCGUCCUCCCUCCUCGGUCUCCCCCUUUUUCUCUGAUCGCUGUUGGAGAGGCAGUUACACGUGUCCCUGUUUUAUUCCUGUAAUGUAAAGCUGAUUUUCUGCGAAGAAGAAGCCAGUCACUGUUUUUUUUUCUGACUGACUGCCACUGGCUUUCACUAAAAUUAGAACAUUUUUUUUUCUUCUGCUGCACAGUUGUUUACAUUUUAAAGGAAAACCCCUUGAAACACAUGCAGCUCUGGAGACACACCAGUCGUUUGGACACAUUUCCACUAAGAGGACCAGGGAAGUCCCCGGAGACCUGUAGGAUUUGACAGCUGCCUUCAGGUCCUGUAUGAGACGUAUCACAGUGCUACAAAGCGAGGCCUCUUUUCCUCGCAUUAUUUCCCACCUUUCCUGCUCGCCAACCCGCGCUUAAAAACCUGCGUUUUUGCACUAAAUGGGAUUACAAGCACGGUGAUCUGUUUCUAGAGUAACCUGUCACCCAGAUGUCUUCCCUCGUGAAUUUCCUUUUUUGUGUCACAAUGAUGGUAGUUUGAAGUGCACAGACUGUACAGCCGCAGACAACGACGCCUCUUUCCAGUGGAUGGUCAGCCCCGCCGUGCGCCAAACGCACCCCGGCCCUUGAUGUUGGUGCUAUCUGCUGGAGGAACACAUUGUUUUCUAAUUCUCUGAAACAAAAGCCAACCCCAGCCCGGUUAUUCUAUCGAUUUGGUCGUGCCAGGGUCGAAAGAUGGCGGACCUCGAAGCCGUGCUCGCCGAUGUCAGCUAUUUGAUGGCGAUGGAGAAGAGCAAGUCUACUCCAGCGGCCCGGGCGAGCAAGAAAAUCAUCCUUCCCGAGCCCAGUAUUCGCAGUGUGAUGCAGAAGUACCUGGAGGAGAGAGAUGAACUGACGUUUGACAAAAUUUUCAACCAGAAAAUUGGCUUCCUACUAUUCAAAGACUUCUGUAUGAACGAGAUCGACGAGGCCGUGCCGCAGCUCAAGUUCUACGAAGAAAUUAAGGACUACGAGAAGCUGGACUCAGAGGAGGAGAGGCUGAGCCGCAGCCGGCAGAUCUACGACGGCUACAUCAUGAAGGAGCUGCUGUCCUGUUCACAUCCAUUUUCCAAGAAAGCAGUGGACCAUGUGCAGACUCACUUGACGAAGAAACAAGUUCCCCCAACUCUCUUUCAGCCAUACAUAGUGGAGAUCUGUGACAGCUUGAGAGGGAAGAUCUUCCAGAAGUUCAUCGAGAGUGACAAAUUUACUCGUUUCUGCCAGUGGAAGAAUGUGGAGCUCAACAUCCACCUCACCAUGAACGACUUCAGUGUGCAUCGGAUCAUUGGCAGGGGUGGCUUCGGGGAGGUGUACGGCUGCAGGAAGGCCGACACAGGGAAAAUGUACGCUAUGAAGUGUUUGGACAAGAAGAGGAUCAAGAUGAAGCAAGGCGAGACUCUGGCACUCAACGAGAGAAUCAUGCUGUCAUUAGUCAGCACGGGGGACUGCCCGUUCAUCGUGUGCAUGACGUACGCUUUCCACACCCCCGACAAGCUCUGCUUCAUCCUGGACCUCAUGAACGGAGGCGACCUGCACUACCAUCUGUCUCAACACGGCGUCUUCAGUGAGAAGGAGAUGCGUUUCUAUGCGGCGGAAAUCAUCCUGGGUCUCGAGCACAUGCACAACCGCUUCGUUGUCUACAGAGACCUCAAGCCAGCUAAUAUCCUGUUGGAUGAACACGGUCAUGUUCGUAUCUCCGACCUCGGCCUGGCCUGUGAUUUCUCCAAGAAGAAGCCCCACGCCAGCGUCGGCACUCAUGGCUACAUGGCUCCAGAGGUCCUUCAGAAGGGGACGGCGUACGACAGCAGCGCCGACUGGUUCUCCUUAGGCUGCAUGCUCUUCAAACUCCUCCGAGGGCACAGUCCCUUCAGACAGCACAAGACCAAAGACAAACAUGAGAUUGACCGCAUGACGCUCACCAUGAAUGUGGAGCUGCCAGACUCUUUCACUGCAGAGCUCAAAGAUCUCCUGGAGGGGCUGCUGCAGAGAGACGUCUCCAAGCGGCUGGGCUGCCAGGGCCGAGGAGCCCCAGAGGUGAAGGAGCAUCAGUUUUUCAAAGGCAUCGACUGGCAGCAGGUGUACCUGCAGAAGUACUCUCCUCCUUUAAUCCCUCCCAGGGGAGAGGUGAACGCUGCAGAUGCUUUCGACAUUGGCUCCUUUGAUGAGGAGGACACCAAGGGCAUCAAGCUGCUGGACAGUGACCAGGAGCUCUACAAGAACUUUCCUCUGGUCAUAUCAGAGCGCUGGCAGCAAGAGGUGGCAGAGACGGUGUACGAGGCCGUCAACUCAGACACGGACAAGAACGAGGCUCGCAAGAGGGCUAAAAACAAGCAGCUGGGCCAUGAAGAGGACUACGCCUCCGGGAAGGACUGCAUCAUGCAUGGCUACAUGCUGAAGCUGGGCAACCCCUUCCUCACUCAAUGGCAACGCCGAUACUUCUAUCUGUUCCCCAACCGUGUGGAGUGGAGGGGGGAGGGCGAGUCGCGGCAAAACCUGCUGACGAUGGAGCAGAUUGUGACGGUGGAAGAAACGCAGAUAAAAGACAAGAAGUGCAUCCUGCUGCGCAUCAAAGGAGGGAAACAGUUUGUGCUGCAGUGUGAGAGCGAUCCGGAGUUUGUGCAGUGGAAGAAGGAGCUGACCGAGGCGUUCACAGAAGCCCAGAAGCUGCUGCGUCGCGCCCCCAAAGUGAUCGGGAAGGGCCGGGCCGGAGUGGUGGAGCUCUCCAAACCUCCCCUCACACACCGCAACAGCAACGGCCUGUGAACACACACCCGCACACACAAACACACAAGCACACACGUAUACAAACACACACACACACACACACACACACCUCGACACACACACACUGCAUCCCUCCUCAUCGAGACGUUCACCCCGACAUCGUCCCACCCACCCCUUCGACGCCUCGCAGUGUGUGUACGGACCACCAGCCUCUGAUGACGACGCACACCUCACGAUGACCAAUCAGAUUACUUCAUUUAGUUUUGUUUUGUUUUUUUUUUUUUUUCAUCCAUGGGACCCCGCCAGUUACUGAGAGGACGAAGAAACAUUCAGGAGGAUUCAGCAUGUGAAGAACCUCUGCAUGAAUGUGAUGCCUGGUCCUCUCAAUACCCCCCACCACAACCACCACCACCACCUCGCUCUGUUUGGAGGUGUCCUCUCUCGGAUCGCUGUGAAGCACAGCAGCCCGAUCCGAUCAGCUUUACUGUUGGCCAGCGAGGAGGAGGAGUAGGAAGGAGUAGGAAAUCCCUCUCUCCUCCACCUUCCUUUCUGUGAGGUGAUGCAGAUGAGACCAGGCUCUUGCGUAGAAUGUAAAAACACACAUUUAAACCAAUGAUAACAAAUAAUAAUAAAAAAAAAAAGAAAGAAAAAAAAAAGAGGCUGCUCGACUGGUUCUCCUCAUCCCUCUCUGCAACCAUUCCUCCCAGACGUGCGUUAAGUGCCAACACAUGUAUUUUACUUGAGUCACCUGAGCGGCCGGGAGGAGCUGCUCCGGUGGCGGACGUCACCCCCGGACACUCGGAGGGCGUCGGCGGUUGAUCAUUCCAAUGCAGAAAACAGGAAGGACCCUCUCAGAUUGGCUCUUGUGCAGCCAGUUGCCAUAGAGACUGAGAUUCCAUUGGCUGACAGACAGCAGCCGGUUGCUAUGGGAACCAUGACGACCAGUGUACCCAAGGGGAUCGGUAACCACGGGCGAUGGUAUUGUGUAUGAAGGCUGCACUUGCAGAAAAAGAGGCGAAGUGACUCUUGAGUGUAUAUAAGCAACCCUUUCUCUGUGCAUCUCCAGUGUUUUAGUCCAGUGUGUUUGCAUUAUCGGGGACUUCUGUCUGCCUGUUCGUGAUUCUGUCCUCGCUUUCAGGGGAGGGAAGAAGAAGACGCAGAGGAGGCGUGAGGCGGGGUGGGUGUUGGGGUGUGGACAGGCAAGAGUCUGACAGCUUUCAAUCACUCGCAGCACUGCAUUACCUCAGUUGGGACUGUGUCGGUUUGAAGAACCUCUUUAAGGGCCAAACGUUGCGCUCUGCAGCAAUUCGUUGUUGCGUUCGCACACAAUCAUCCCCGCAGGUUUACACUUUGACUCAGCUGUUGGAGGACAAUGAAGAGGACGAGCUGAAGCUAAUUAAAGGAAAAAUCCACCCUCAAACACAGCUAGCUAUCGCUUUUACACAUGAUCUGUCAUGUUAAAGGCAUGUCAGGUGUUUAUAUAUUGUUUGUUUUGUUAUGAAGGGUUUCAAAUUUUCUAGUUUUUGCACUCAUUCCAGCCUGUAGAGAGCGAUCAGUUGAGUUUCCAUUGAGGAAAAAAAAAAAAAAACGGAAGGAAGUUGCAAAUGCUUAUUCAAAAUGCAAUUUUCACUGCCAUUCUUCUCACUGAUUAAUCUGCCAAUUAUUUUCUUAACUGUUUGGUGUAUAAAUGUUUUUUUUUUUUUUUCAACCAAAUGUCCCGAAAUAUUUAGUUUCCAAUCAGACAGGACACAUCAGGCAUCAAAUCUUUGAAAAGCUGCAGCAGGGGACUUGAGUUGACACUUUUGCUUCAAAAAUGACAAGCUGUUAAUUAAUAAUUAGCUAAAGUCAUGCCAUUCCCUCGCAUUCUGGGCUUGUAGACAGUCAAAGCAGAGUCCUGAGCAGAUCCAGCAUCUAAAUCACAUCUCCACAUCUGGAGUUUGAAGUGAGCAGUUUUUGACUUUUUAAAAUAAAAUUAGGUUAGUAAGACUAUCAGAAAAUACUGUGGCCGUAAACGCGCAGCCUCUCCGUAUCUGAACCGGUUUUACCAUAAAUUAAAAUAUAUCCUUUUUUAAAAUGUUGCCAACAUUGUUCUUGUAGUUUGCCUAUUGUGUGCUGACACAGUGCACUGUUCUAAUCAAGGAUUUUAUUUCAUUUCUGCUGCUUCUUUAACAUCUUCUGCAGCCCAGAGGGAGAGCACAGACGUGUACUGCUGCUACACCAGAAAAACAGAAUUAAUAUCAUGUUAUGACGUGAGAAUAUCUUGUUAUAACGUGAAAACAUCUCAUUAUAAGCUAAAAACUACUCGUUAUAACAUGAAAACAUCUUAUGUCAAAACAUCUCUUGUUAUAGUGUGGUACUGAUGUUUUUUUAAUACUUUUUCUGGUGUGGGAACAAAAUACUUCUGUGGUAGAGCUGCUUACUGUUAUUUCAAAAACAGCUCAUUAAGAAAUUAACUGAAGAAAAUUAUAAACGUGGCUGCUGUGGCAAGUUGUGAAUGUGGAAGUCUUUGGACCAGAACCUCUGCACUUUGACUUUGGCUCUGCAUCAGCUCAUCACUGUGGAGUUUGACUUAUAGAGUUUUGACUUCACUCCUCAGCUGGAAGCAGCGCUCAGAAUGAUGAAAGCACAUCGACGGCAUGAAUCACAGCGUGCGUUCGUGUCCUGUCAAGUGUUUCAGGGUGGAGUUUUCCUCGAGGUCUUUUCACGAUGUUAUGUCUUUAUUUUUCCUGAAUGUGACGCAGCUCAGACGAGGUGUACCGUUCUUAUGGUCGGGGCUUUUGCGCUCCGAGUUUAACAGAAGGACAGGAAGUCGCACAAAGUUAAAGGACACGCAGUCGAGGAGGAGCAAACAGUUUGUUGUUCAUAAAUUUCAGGGCUUUUAUUUCUCAUGCAGUACAGUGUCCUUGUCUGUGAUGUCCAUGCAUUUCCAGAGCUGUGAUGUGUGACCUUCAGUAGGAAAAAGGUUGAUAGGGGUGCAUCGUGAUUGUUUUUUUUUUUGUUUGUUUUUUCUUUGUAGCCUUUACCAGUCAGGGGGAGAUAUUAUCGUCUUAUAGAGAAAUGUUGUCACCUCUCAAGGUGUCUUUUAUUUUUGUAAACCAAAAUGGUUUUUAUUGUUUUCAUUAUGUUGUUGCACCUUUUUAGCCCGAUGUAAUAGUUGUUAAAUGUGCCAAAUAACUGUUGCUGAUCGAGUGGAACCAAUGGGAAGCCUCCUUUUUCUGAACCUUCGACCCUUCGGACUCAAUCAGCUCAAAAUCACACACACUCGAGUUCCCCACGCGAGAACUCUGCAGCGGCGGAAGUUUUGAAGGGUACAAAACUGUGACCAAACGUUUAGCCGCCGGUGUGUGUGCGACUCGGAGACAAACACCAUCCAGCUCUGUGUACUAAAAAGUUUCCUUUCACACUGUAUGUAUGUCAUGUGAGCGUGUGAGCCUCAUUAUCGCUAUCCAUUUUUAUUUUUACACACAGAUUCUCUUUGCUCAGACACACAAUUUUAAAAAGGAUGGCAUAUAGGAAAAAAAAAAUCUAAGUAUAUAAAUAUAUGUGUAUAUGAAAUGACAAAAUGCUCUAGGUUUAUUUAAAAGAUUUAAUGUAGAAAACAAAAUGAAAUUGUUGCGGGGAGGUCAGGGGUUUUGAUGUGAGUAUAAUUGUUUGUGGUGAAGACUUCAGCUCAAAUCUUGCACAUAAAGACUUAUUAGAGAUAUCGUACUUGCGAAUUCCAGAUGACUAUUUUUGUUCGGACUCUUUGCUCUUUCAUAUUUAUUGCGUGAGCGGGGAGCUGCCUCGCUGCCUCCACGCUGUAGAAAAUCCUCCGGUUUACACCCAUCAGAAGCUCUCUUUUUGUUUUUCAUACGCCACAGACAAACACAGAUACUACUGGCUUUGGGUUAUUGAAAUUAAGGUCAUGAUAAUACUGAUAUAUAAUUGAUAAUAUUAUUCAGUGAUUAUUAUAAAAAUUUAUUUUAUUUCAAUGAUUUUUUUUGUUUUGUUUUUUGAGACAGGUAGGAAGUUGCGUGUUGGACUGCUUGUAAAAACAGUUCAUGAAUAAAAAUCCUUUUUCCGUGUUG